ACACAACACAACACAAGUACACAACCAGCUUCAUUGGCAGCCCCACCCCUAGCCGCCUUCCGUGACACUCCACCCAAAUUAUGGAUAUUCAGGACUUGUUUAUGAAGUCAACGUUAGAUUCUAUUUUCAAAGUUGCAUUUGGAGUUGAUCUAGACAGUAUGUGUGGCUCAAAUGAAGAAGGGAAGAAAUUUGGCCAGGCUUUUGAUGAUGCUAGUGCUUCAACCAUGUUACGAUAUGUAGACAUCUUUUGGCCUAUCAAGAAAUUUCUCAACAUUGGCGCAGAGGCUAAACUUAAGAGAAGUGUCAAAACUGUUGAUGAUUUUGUUUACAAAUUAAUCAGUAACAAAGUGGAACUAAUGAAAAGUUCACAAAGCAAUGUCUCAGAAAUGCAGAUGAAAAAGGAUGAUAUCUUGUCAAGGUUCCUGGAGCAGAGCGACACUGAUUUGAAGUAUCUGAGAGAUAUAAUCUUGAGCUUUGUAAUUGCGGGUAAAGACACAACAGCAGUUACACUUUCAUGGUUUGUUUACAUGCUUUGUAAACACCAGAAUAUACAGGAAAAGGUUGCUGAAGAAGUAAGGAAAAUUACGAAAAUGGAAGGAGUUGGAAAAUUUUCAGAACUUGCUGCUAGUUUGACAGAAGAAUCACUUGAAAGAAUGCAGUAUUUACAUGCUGCAUUGACAGAAACUCUCAGACUCUAUCUAGCAGUUCCAGUCAGAAAAUUUCAUUGCUCUCAUAAUCUCAUUGUUUGUUCUCUUCCUUUUUAUUUUUCUCUUUUGUGUUACACGUUACUUGCUGAAGUUUAUGUCAAUUUCAGAGGCACAUUCCAACUUAUCAUAUAUCAACCAAGCUAAUUUCUACCUUUCUCUCAAUUUCUAAUUUUGAAAUCAAAAUAAUUGCAUUUUCUCUAAUUUCAAAGUCCAACCAAAAGGAGUCUAAGAAAUUCAGGUACUUGACAAAAAUAAACAAUGCAAUCAUGAUGAAAAACUAAUUGUCCUCUGCUACAAUCCCAUUACCAAAACAUAAAAAUAAAUAAAUUCGAAGAUAAACCAUACUUGUUAUCAAUUCUAAACAUUAAACCCUAAAACCCUAAACUUUAAACUAAAAAAAACCAAAAAAAAAAAA
This is a messenger RNA of Chenopodium quinoa (quinoa), 1122 nucleotides long. RefSeq names its product cytochrome P450 704C1-like. The transcript has 3 exons. Bases 81 to 851 code for a protein of 256 amino acids. Lineage: Eukaryota; Viridiplantae; Streptophyta; Magnoliopsida; Caryophyllales; Amaranthaceae. Gene Ontology annotation, molecular function: iron ion binding; oxidoreductase activity, acting on paired donors, with incorporation or reduction of molecular oxygen; monooxygenase activity. The record is from RefSeq and is a predicted model, not a curated record.